UUGGAAGCUUCCUCAAGAAGAUGCAAAAGCUCUUCAACAGUGGAGGCGAACAGGGCUCGUGUUCAGCAAGCCAUUGUAAAAUUCAUCAUACCUCCGCCUAUAUAAGAUCAGAUCCUUAUCCAUGCUCAACACAUCACCGCUUCUAAAUUUGAAGUUCGCUAACAUUUUUGUUCUGAUAUACACUCUGUGGCAUAUAAAAAAUGUCUGCUCUGUGGCAUUUUGGUGGUAGGUUGUUAGUACUUGUAUUUGCAAUAGGGCUGUGUGGAACUGGUGCUGAUGCUGCUUUGGUAAAGGAGCAGCCUCUGGUUCUAACAUACCAUAAUGGCCCCCUGCUCUCCACAAAGCCUAUCGAUGUUCAUGUUAUCUGGUAUGGGAAGUUUAGUCCAGUUCAGCGGUCCAUUGUGGUGGACUAUUUGCAGUCCCUUGGGGCAAAACUGCAGGGGAAGGACAAGCAGCCCUCUGUUUCCACCUGGUGGAAGACUAUUGAGAAAUACAAGGGCGCCGCCUCUAAUGGAGCUGCUCUGAGCAUUGCAAGGCUGGGGAAGCAGAAGAUGGAUGAGUCAUAUUCCCUUGGCAAGUUGUUGAAAAGGAAGGACAUUGUCGCACUGGUUGAGAGCGCCGUUAAAUCCAGAGCUCUGCCGCCGCCGCCGAGCCAUACCAACGCAGUAUAUUUGGUGCUGACGUCUGAUGACGUGGCGGUGGAGAGGUUCUGCGUUAGUUCUUGUGGUUACCAUGACCACAUAUUAGGAUCCAGUCUUCCGUAUGCGUGGGUGGGUAACCCAGUGAGUCAGUGCCCCGGGCAGUGUGCGUGGCCGUUUCAUCAGCCACUCUACGGCCCUCAGACCCCUCCUUUGCUCUCCCCCAACGCUGACGUGGGCAUCGACGGAAUGAUCAUCAAUAUUGCGAGUGUUUUGGCGGGAGCGGUGACAAACCCAUUUAAUACGGGAUAUUUUCAAGGAAACGCUGGUGCGCCUUUAGAGGCGGUGUCCGCAUGCCCCGGAAUGUAUGGAAAAGGGGCUUAUCCGGGUUUCCCAGGAGAGGUCUUGGUGGACAGAACAACGGGGGCGAGCUACAAUGCGCAUGGAGUUAAUGGGCGUCAGUUUUUACUGCCGGCCAUGUGGGAUCCUGCUACUAAGUCUUGCAGGACACUGGUCUGAAAAGCACCGCAGUGUCCUGAAAAGCACUGCGGUGCUGAAGGUUUUCUGUAUAUGUUCCUCAAUGUACACAAAUUUAAUGGCUUUGUUUCUUUGUUAGUUUUAACAAACAGUGUAGCUGUAUUUCAUGGCAUCUACGUAUAUAAACUCCUAGGUUAAUUUUCCAGUCUUUAGAUACUGUUGCUAUUUUAGUGCAAAUAUUUACAGAGACGAGGUAGUAGAGGAGAAGCCGUUUACGUACCAUAAGCUUCGAAUUGUAAUUGUGAAAGACAUUUACUUACAAAUUGAAUAUUACGCAUAGUGAUUACAUAAUGUAGGGGCUUAUAUACAAAUUCGAGAUUCGAUUAUGCGGGUAUUGUGUGUCUAACCAUCUUUAUAUUUUUAGUUCAAGGUUACCAUAUUGCAUUCUGAAUUAAUGCAAUUUAUUUUCUAGCUGGUCAA
Cryptomeria japonica (Japanese cedar) is the source of this 1595-nucleotide messenger RNA. RefSeq names its product protein EXORDIUM-like 2. Lineage: Eukaryota; Viridiplantae; Streptophyta; Pinopsida; Cupressales; Cupressaceae. The record is from RefSeq and is a predicted model, not a curated record. The transcript has a single exon. Bases 201 to 1157 code for a protein of 318 amino acids.